AUGGCCGAUCGCGAGGAAUGGAAGCGACAAGAAAGACAAUUCAUCGACCGUUUCUUUCAGGAGAAAGUGCCCGAGGCUUUGGGGAAUGAAGCUGCGUCUCUUUGCACGGAAGAUACUUGUAUCCGAUAUGCACAAGCCCUUUUCAAUACCGACGAUAUCGCCGCUGUCAACAACCAGGGCUCUAACAGCUUUACCCUCCAAACCCCAAGUACAAUCAUUCAAUUUCGCCUCACUCCACUGAAAACCGACAUUCUUGCGCUGGCCAACGAGAUCUACGGUGACCUGGUGCCCAAAGUCAACCUCCAUGACGGGUUUCUAUUGCCAGUCUACAGCUCGAAGGUGAUAUCUGGCCAGAUACACUUGUUUCAGCCAUUUCCUGAGGAAUUUCCCUUGGAACGGGAGAAAACGACCGUCACUGAGCUCGGCUUGUUUAUUGCGAAAGCAGCCUUUUUCGAACAGCCCAAAGCCUGUGUGAAAAGCGACAGUUGGACGAGUACCGCUCCAGAACUGUUAUAUCGUCUAGUCCAAAACAAUUCCCUAAAAAUCUAUGCUCCAGAACUCUUCGACGUUGUUCGCCGCCUACAACAUAAGGUCUAUCUAUUAGAAAGCCUGCCCAGAGUUUUGACCCACCAUGACUUUUCACAAGUGAAUAUCCUUGUGAACGAUACUGGGAAUAUCACUGGUGUGAUCGACUUCGACGAAGCGGGGAUUGAGGCGUUUGGAAUGUGCAUUUGGGGAUUAUACGAAUGUUUCUUUGGGAGUAUGGAGGCUGGCAAAUGGUCAUUCUACCACGAAAUGCCGGUGCUUGCGAACGCUUUCUGGGGAUCCCUCUGGGCCAACACUCCCCCAAGCCUAAAACGAGAAGAGGCCCAGACGGCAAUCAAAGUCUCUUUAGGUAUUGGGGUUCUUAACCGAUAUUUCAUUCACGGUAUGGUGGACAAGAUCGACCUAUCGAAGAAAGUCCAUCGCCUGUCCCUCGAGUAUGCAAGGGGGAUUUUGCCUCGAAUUUGGGAAUGA
Molecule: messenger RNA, 1017 nt
Organism: Penicillium bovifimosum
Lineage: Eukaryota; Fungi; Ascomycota; Eurotiomycetes; Eurotiales; Aspergillaceae
Product: aminoglycoside phosphotransferase family protein
Exons: 1
Coding region: 1-1017 (338 amino acids)
Source: RefSeq, a predicted model, not a curated record